Molecule: messenger RNA, 1065 nt
Organism: Stylonychia lemnae
Lineage: Eukaryota; Ciliophora; Spirotrichea; Sporadotrichida; Oxytrichidae
Source: the annotation of a GenBank genome assembly
AUGUCAUAAAUCAUUCAUCCUAAGUUUAAUGUAGAGUGGACAACUUAUGAUUUGGCAAACUUCUCUCCCACUAAAUAAAAAUUCUCCUUCCCUAAAUCAGGGAGAUUCCCAAUGGUGCAAAAGCCUCUUCAUGAUAAAGUUGGCUAUGACCUCCCUAACACUAAGGCAAUGAGAGGAGCUUCAUUUGGAUUUGGUAAUCGCUCAGGCUUACAUGCUUUCAAGAAAGACUCUCCAUCUCCUGAUAAAUAUACCAUGAGGUCAGUGUUCGAAGAAUCCACACAAGAUAAAAGAUUUAAGAAUAUUAAUAAAUCCUAUUGCUUCGGAACUGGAAGGGAGGCUUUCAAUAAAGUAGUCAUGCCUGCUAAAUUAAACUAACCUGAUCCCAUAGUCCCAGGUCCUGGUCAAUACGAUAGUUUGAAAUCUAUUGGAGCUGAUAAGCGAAAAUUUUCAUUUGGUCCGAAAACUUUAUACGGUGAUGUAGCAGCUAUGGAAAGGAAGAAAAAUGUGCCAGGUCCAGGUUACUACGAAGACACUUUAUCCAUUGAUAGCGUGGGCAAAUACUUUGUUUCUACAUUCUUAAAUUCAAAGGCACCUGCCAUAAGUCCUUCUUAGAGAUUUAAAACAGCCAGUAAUGCUUCGAAUUUUCCAGGGCCAGGAGGCUAUGAUUUGCCUGGCCAAAUGGACUAGAACAUUGGAAAGCAACUUAUCUCAACAUAUAAAAGUGUUAAAGUGAGAAGAUUUGGCACUGCUUAAAGACCCGACAUUGCUCUAAACCAACCUACACCAGGUCCUGGAACUUAUAGGCCCCCAAGUGAUUUCGGCUACAUUGAUUUUAAGUCAAAACAUAACUACAAAGUGAUAGGCCUAAAAGCGAACAGAUCCCUCAUGACUUAGUUUGGCAGAAGAACUAAUUUCAGUCAAAUAACAGAUCAAAAGGCUAGAAUGAAUACAAGUUUAAUGAUGGAUGGAGGCAACAGCUUAGAUGAUCUCACAAUGAAGAGAAACAAUAUGUCUGUGGAGGAAUAAAUUAGAAUAGAACAGAAUAAAACUAGCAUGAGAAAUUGA